AUGAUUGAGAGAAGGCAGGUAGGUGAAUUAGAAGGCGAAGUCAAGCGGCUCAACGAGGUAAUAGAGCAAAUGAAGGAAGAGAAUGAUAAUCUGGUUUUGCAAACACAUCUCCUACAAAAAGAGAAUGAUGACAUCAAGAAAGAAAACAGAAGCUUGGAAACAAUUAAUCAUGUCAUACAAGAGGAUAACAUUUCUAAUAGCGGCAUUCCACAAAUAGAUUUUCAACUCUAUAGAAAAGAGUUUUCAAAAACGUUGCAACUUCAAGAAGAGAACCGUAACUUGAGCAGUAAAAAUUGGCAGCUCGGACGUGGGAAAAGUCAGAUGGACAAUGUUAAUCGGCGUCUACGACAAGAGAAAAGUCAAAUGGAAAACCAAAUUCAGCAACAACAACAAGAGAAAAGUCAGAUGGAGAACGAAAAGCAGCAACUACGGCAAGAGAAAAGUCUGAUGGAGAACAAAAUUCAGCAACUACGAAAAGAGAAAAGUCAGAUGGGAAACGAAGUUCAGCAACUACAACAAGAGAAAAGUCAAAUGGAGAACGAAAAGAAGCAACUACGGCAAGAGAAAAGUCAGAUGGGGAACAAAAUUCAGCAACUACGACAAGAGAAAAGUCAGAUGGGAAACGAAGUUCAGCAACUACAACAAGAGAAAAGUCAGAUGGGGAACGAAGUUCAGCAACUACAACAAGAGAAAAGUCAGAUGGGGAACGAAAUUCAGCAACUACGACAAGAAAAAAGUCAAAUGGCGAACGAAAAUCAGCAACUACGACAAGAGAAAAGUCAAGAGAUAGAAAAUGAGAUUCAACAGCUUCGACAAAAAGACAUUAUAGAAAGUGGAUCAGUAGUGCUUUCCAAAGAAGAAGUAGGAAGAGGUGCUUAUGGCGCUGUUUACAAAGGAGACUUUAAUGGGACUGAGGUAGCAGUUAAAGGAUUUCACAAAAUAAUUUUGUCUUCACAUAACUUGCAAAUUCUGGAACGCGAAAUUACUAUCGCAUCGCAAUGUCGCCAUCCGAACUUGCUACAGUUUAUAUGUACGACAAGUAAUCGUGAAAAUCAUCUGUUAAUUGUAACAGAACUUAUGGAUAUGAGUUUGUAUAGAUUGGUUGAGCAACGUAAAGAAGAAAAAUUGCGAUUGGAAUAUCAGGAAGUUAAAUCAAUUUCCAUGGAUGUUGCACGUGGCUUGAACUACCUUCAUUCAAAAAAGCCAAACCCAAUUAUCCAUCGUGAUGUUAGCAGUGCCAACGUAUUGUUAUGGAUUGAAAAUGGCGCAGUAAGAAGAGCGAAAAUAUCCGAUUAUGGUGCAGCAAAUUUCAUGGAAGCGUGCAAGACCGCAAAUCCUGGAGCAGCACUUUACGCUGCACCUGAAGCCAGUUUUACUAAACAUGAUCCAAAGGUAAUUAUAUAAAAUUAUGUAACAAUUUUCUUCUUUUAUUUGAUUUUGAAAGAAGCUUCUUUAAUUUAACAGGGAAUUUUAGAUGAUUGCUUCCUGUAGUUUGAGUCCAAUUGCUCAGACGGUUCAGUGGCUAUCCUGUAUAUGUAUUUUAAAAUUCCUCGCUAGCCCAAAUAUACGUAGCUACAUAUACGACAAACUGAUGAACUUAUUUCAACCUGGCCAUGUUCAAAACCAAACGUGUUCGUAUGGCACAUAUUGGUAACUUUAUUAAUUCAACAUUAUAACUUACGUUCCAAGAAUACACAAUCAUGCAUGCGGUCAAAUUUAUCCAUUUCCCGCUUUACAGAGAGCUAUAUCUAAUGGGCUAUAUGGGUGAAAGGUGAUCACCUCGUGAAAAUAUUUAUAGGCCUACAGUUGAACCAUAAAACAUGCAUUAUUUUCAUACUUGGUAUCAGUCCUACUUUUUCGAGUUCCUCAUUCCCUAAAGUUUGCCGUUGAAAAAACCCCGAAUUCACCAAAGCUCAAAAAUGACCAAAACAGGGAUCUUCUAGGACUUGUAACAAUGUGUUUUAAGGCAUGUGUCUAUAAAGCGAAGUAAUAUACCUAGCGCGAUUUGCUUAUAAAUAAAUUUAGAACACGGUUUUGUUUUUUGGUGUUUCUAAAAUAUUCUUGGUAUCAUUUCUACAGAUCGAUGUCUUUAGCUAUGGCAUACUGGUAUGUGUGAUGUCCAUCUGUGAACAACCUGAAUCCAGUGAAGUUGGAAGAAGGAAUCAAAUAUAUAGAAAUCCAAAUGCCAAUAUUAAAAAUUUGGUUAUCGCUUGUACCAGAAUAAAGUCCAGCACAAGGCCAACAAUGCAAGAU
Molecule: messenger RNA, 2253 nt
Organism: Paramuricea clavata
Lineage: Eukaryota; Metazoa; Cnidaria; Anthozoa; Malacalcyonacea; Plexauridae
Source: the annotation of a GenBank genome assembly